UAGGAAGAUGAAUACAACUUUUUUUAAAAUGUAAAAAAAUAUAUAAUAAUAAUAAUACUGCGCUAAAACAGCAGCUUUAACUUCACAUUUUGAUCAGGUCUCCACAUGCCAACUCACCUGGUUUCUUCCACCCACAGAGCAAUGCGCCUCCUGCAGCGGAUGUGGCCCCACCUGCUGAUCAGCCAGCCCAUCCACUGGCUCCGCUGGACCAGGACCAGUUCACCCAGUCCAGAGGACGACGCAGAGGAGGAGAGCUGCUGGGAGCCAUCAGAUAAAUAACACACUGAAGAAAAGUCGCCUCAGACCCGUGGAAGCUGAUCAACUUCAGCGUGAAUCAGUUGAAUUUGUCUCCACAGACUGAAUAGCAAGGCUGAUUUUCUCCUGCUCAAGAAACUGACACUGAUCUCCAGACAUGAGACUCUUCUUCAAAGUGAACUUCAAAACUCUGAUGCUCCUGAUGCCCCUGGUGCUCCUGCAGGGGUCAGCAGUGGUGAUGUUCUGCAACUGGUACUACGAACUCAGCCCUUAUGACUCUCCUCCUGUUGACCGCAAAGUCCACGUUUUGCUGCUGUCGUCGUGGCGAUCGGGCUCGUCCUUCCUGGGCCAGGUGUUUGGCCAGCACCCGUCUGUUUUCUAUCUCAUGGAGCCCGGGUGGCACGUGUGGAGCACAAUGAGAACUUCUGGGGCGAAGACUCUCCGGAUGGCUGUGAGGGAUCUAAUGCGGAGCGUGUUCCAGUGUGACUUCUCAGUGAUGGAUUCCUACAUGCCAAAAGAUCGCAAGACCUCCUCCUUCUUUACGUGGUAUCAGAGUCGGGCACUCUGCUCGCCGCCAGUCUGCUCCGUCACACCAUUUGGUCAGAUAAGCAACGUGGAAGAGUGCCAAAAGGAAUGCCAUGAUCUAGCUUUUGAGAAGGUGACAAAUUCCUGCCAAAUUUACAGCCAUGUGGUUUUAAAAGAAACUAGAAUUUUUGAGCUGGAAUCCCUUUACCCUCUUUUUCAAGACCCCAAUCUUGACCUACGCAUUGUUCAUCUCAUACGAGAUCCUCGGGCUGUGUACAGGUCCAGAAAUGAGUCAGCUUUAUCCUUUGAGAUGGACAACGCCAUCGUCUUGGAGCACAGAGCUGCACCACAAGGCAAGGAGCAGUUUCUCAUCAUGAAGAAAAUCUGCCAGAGUCACAUCCGGAUCAACAAAACAGCUACCCAGGACCCUCCUGCUUUCCUCAAAGGUCGCUACAAGCUGGUUCGCUAUGAAGACGUGACACGCUCCCCGCUUCAGGAGAUCAUUGAUAUUUAUGACUUUGUAGGUUUAGAGAUGACCAAAGAGAUGGAGGACUGGAUACUUAAGAUGACCCACGGAAGGGGGACAGGCAACCUGAACAAUGCUUUCGAGGUUAUCUCCAGAAACGCUGCCCAAGUGUCCCAGGCUUGGCGCACCAUGGUGCCAUACAAUGAGGUCAAAAGUAUUCAGGAAGUGUGUAAAGAGGCCAUGUCAAUGCUUCGCUACAAGGCAGUGAACAGUGAAGAAGAGCAGAAGAGACUUGACAUGGAUCUGUACAUGCCAGAACGACCAAAAGGCUUUGCUUGGGAAUCAGGUAAAUUGCAGAGCCAUUAAGACAUUCAAGGAUCUACGAGGUGCUUCAGAUUCCUCUGGAGACUACAAGCAUGGACAAUGCAACGCAUAUUUAUUUUAUUUGAAACUGCAUUGUCCAUAAUCACUUCUAUAACAGUAUUUACUGUCUUAUAGACUGAUUUAUUUGUUCAAGAGAUUUAAAUGUGUUGCAAGAGUACAGUGGUACCGCAUAACGGCACAAUCUGUGUUGUGAAAAAGUUAAGGCCAUGCAAAGGACUCAGCUUUAUUAAGAGCUGGUGAGUCGAUUUUAGAAAUGAGUGAUCAAUUAAAUCUCAUCUCCUGUUGGAACAAAGCAUUCUUUCCAAAACAUUUGAAUAGAUAGUAGAUAUUUUUUUGUCCACUAUUUCUUUUCAUACAAAGCAGUUUAGUCCAUCCUGAGUAUAGCCAUGAAAUAGACAAGAGGUUGCCACAGUGUUUGAAUGUGUUACAGAUCUAUAGGAAGUGCCUCUACUUCUGUUUAUCGUCCUGAGCCACCAUUUUGUCCCUUAUUUGUCCUUCUGUGUUAUACCUACAUCGUGGCAUGUGAGGUCAUUAUCAUUGUGAUGAAUUGUUUACAUGAAAUAUCGGAUUGUUGCAGGUCACUCUUUCUAUUAGUCGACAGCAGCUUCCAUCAUCUGCUGCUUGCACAACAUGGGAGUUAAGAGAAAUUGAGCUGCCGACAACUGUUUUCAUAGGAGUGCGAUUCUUGUCAAGACAGCACUGUCUUGUUGCCUCGCAGCAAGAAGGUCCAGGAUUUGAAUCCCGGCCCGGGGUCUUUCUGCGUGGAGUUUGCAUGUUCUCCCUCUGCAUGGUGGGUUCUCUCUGGGUUCUCCCCCACAGUCCAGUAACAUGACUGUCAGGUUGACCCCGCCUCUGACCCGUUGACCGGCGGAGUUAGGCACCAGCGCCCCAGACGACCCCAAUGGGAUAAGCUUGUAUAGCGUCGGUGGAUGGAUUACCAUAAAGCAAUUAGAUUUUGUCACUUUGGCUCAUUUAAGGGAUUUUCAAAUGGAGUUUUUAAAUUCUUUAGUGGAGUGUUAGUUUUCUAAUGUCGUCUAGUAACUGAGGAAAUGUUUCCCUUCAUGCGAUAAAUAAGUGCAUAAAUGUUUGAUUUAUGAAUGAAGCACUUUUCUGUGUUCUGUAUUUCACUGGAUGGACUGAUUGAAUUAUUCUGUUUAAGAAGGUGUCUUCUGUUGUGGA
Molecule: messenger RNA, 2809 nt
Organism: Poeciliopsis prolifica (blackstripe livebearer)
Lineage: Eukaryota; Metazoa; Chordata; Actinopteri; Cyprinodontiformes; Poeciliidae
Product: carbohydrate sulfotransferase 6-like
Exons: 2
Coding region: 413-1612 (399 amino acids)
Biological process (GO): carbohydrate metabolic process; sulfur compound metabolic process; N-acetylglucosamine metabolic process
Cellular component (GO): Golgi membrane
Molecular function (GO): N-acetylglucosamine 6-O-sulfotransferase activity
Source: RefSeq, a predicted model, not a curated record